Messenger RNA from Callorhinus ursinus (northern fur seal), 2081 nucleotides. It is a transcript of the gene SAMD10, whose product is annotated as sterile alpha motif domain containing 10. Gene Ontology annotation, molecular function: protein binding. Gene Ontology annotation, biological process: cell surface receptor protein tyrosine kinase signaling pathway. Lineage: Eukaryota; Metazoa; Chordata; Mammalia; Carnivora; Otariidae. Gene Ontology annotation, cellular component: cytoplasmic side of plasma membrane. The record is from RefSeq and is a predicted model, not a curated record.
GGGCAGCGGCGCGCGUUCCCCGCCGGCCACACGGGCCGCCUUGCCCCCGGCGAGGGGCGUGUGCACCGGCCCGGGAUCCUUGGGCCCCAUGUUCACGGAGCUAAGGACCAAGCUGAGCCCCCCGCGAGGCCGCGCCGGGGCUGUGCGUGCCGGCUUCGGGGAGCGCCGGGAUGUGGACGCCGCUGCACACUUCAGCUUCUGCCGAACCCUCCUGGAGCACACGGUGUCUGCUGAGAGCAUCCCCUGCCACCUGCCUCGGACACCAGGCACCAGCCUCACAUGGCACGACUCCCGUAGCCAGAGGGCCGCUGGUGGCCGGCCUGUCAAGCUCCUGCAGCAGCCUGGCACAGAGGCCCCCCAGGGCCGGCUGUACUCUGACCACUGUGGCCUGUACCACACAAGCCCCUCCCUGGGCGGCCUGACGAGGCCUGUGGUCCUGUGGAGUCAGCAGGAUGUGUGCAAGUGGCUCAAGAAGCACUGUCCCCACAACUACCUCGUCUAUGUGGAGGCCUUCUCCCAGCAUGCCAUCACAGGCCGGGCGCUGCUGCGGCUAAAUGGGGAGAAACUACAGCGGAUGGGGCUGGCACAGGAAGCACAGCGGCAAGAGGUGCUACAGCAGGUGCUGCGCCUGCAGGUGCGCGAGGAGGGGCGGAGCCUACAGCUGCUCAGCCAAGCCUCUUUCGGAAACACGUCCUAGCUGCUGCCUGGGGCUUGAAGCCCGGACCCCAGCACUGUGACCAAAGCCUGUGGCAAGGACGAUGCAGACCUGGCACACAGCCCCUCUCGGACCCCGCCAGAGGCGCCAGGGGCUGAGCCCAGCCCAGGUGGGACCAGGAUUGCCAUCUCUGGUUGUGCAUUCUGGGCUGUGAGCAGGUGGGGGCUGCUUGGGUGUGGCCCUUCCUCCCAGGACCUGAGCCCAAAUCCACCCUCUGGUGCUGCUGGCAGCGUGCGGGGCAGCUACCUGGAGUCAGAGCAGGGUCUGGUUAUCCCCCUAGACUCCCAGGGAGUCUCUUUGUUAUUUAUAUUCCCUUCACCCACGCUGAUGUCAGCACCCCUAUUGCCUGCUGAAUCACGCUCCCUCUGGGCAUCCUGCCCUCCCCGGGGCAAGAGGUUUGUGUCUGCCCAUUUGUCCGGUUCUACACCUUCACCCAGCACCUAGAGGAUUGCCGGCAAGGGUGGGAUAAACUGUGCAGGCUCCCUUUGGCCAGGGCCACCCCCCGCCCAUGGUCAGCAGCACCGCCAGGAGCUCUCCCUCAUGAUUUCUGAGACCCUCACCACACCCCCAUCUAUUCCCAGAACCUGAAGCAAGAGAGGUCUGGGGAUUGCUCAGGUGCCUAAGACCUAACACAGCACCAUGAGGACCCCAUAGCCAGGAUUAGCCUCAGCCAUGUUGUGGCCUUGGGUUUGGGAGUCCAGCUCCUGCUCCCCCAACAUUUGUUGGGGGGCUGCCCUGAGGCACAGUUGGGGGCAUGUGUGUUCUCACUGCUCCUUUCCCAGGAAAAUCCGAAUUCAUAGAAGACACUGUCCUGAGGGCUACUUCCCCCACACCCACCCACCAGGGACCCAGCCAGCCCCUGAGCAGCCACUCGGCAGGUCAAGGGGCCCAAGGCUGGGACUGGUGCUGCCCAGCAGAGGGACGGUGAGGGUGGUCCUGGUAGCCCUGGCCCUCUUGUCCCUAACCCUUCCCAUCCCCCUAGGGAACUCUGAAAAUCUCAGGGACAGAUGAGGCUGAGCCUCCAGCCUCUUCUCUGUGCCCUGAGCUGGCCUGCAGGUGGGAGGUUGGUUGCUGCAGGUCCCCAGUGGAAUUUGGACAACUGGCCUGGUGCUCCCCAUCCUGUAGGCCGAUACAGGAAGCCCCCAUGUCCUGUCUGGCCACCCUGAUUGUCCCAGCCCACCUUGUGCCAUCACGGCGUUGUCUUUUCCGGAGGGUCCUUCCUAUCACUGCCCCCACCUUCUCCCAUUUUUGUCUUGCCCCCAUGCCCCCAUGCCCCCAUGCCCCCAUGCUCUUGUCUUGUCUUCUUUGUUUUGCGCUUUUUUAUAUUCUGACAAAAAGACCAGAAAUAAAGCUGGUUCUCAAGUGC